CCACCUUAUUCUUGUCUUAUAAACCACCCCUCUCUCACCACCACCACCCCCCUCUUAUCACCGCCGCGCGAAUGGAGGACCACCCGGUUCUCACCAAGCUCGAAUCCGCAUGCUCCGAUCUCAACACCCUUUUAAAAUCAUCAAAAACUUUGCAAACAGACCUCCAAAAACACGACGAAAACUUUAAAACUCUACAAGAAAGUCUAACCGUAGCCUCGAGAAGAUUAGCCCCUCUACAAACGCUCUCUAUCGCGUCAAAAGCACUUGAAACGCGAAUCAACCGUGCGGUUUCACCUGCGCUUGUUCUCAUUGACGGGUUUAAAAUAUCAGAGUCUUUGCAACGGAAACUUGUCGACAUUUCAACUAAACUUUCGGGUCAAAAGUCGGAAGAAAGGAGGCUUAGGCUACUGAUCAAGUAUGUUGAUUGUGUUGAUAAGUUGAAUAUCGCGAUUAACUUGAUUAGCCAAGAGGGUGGGCCUGCGAUCCAGCGGUUGCAGGAGGUGGUCGAGUUUUUAAGUAGGACUAAGGCUACGGACCAGUUUAGGACACAUCGGUUAAGAGAGACGUUGGUGACGUUAAAGGCGUUGUAUGAAACCGAGGUUGAUUCUAUGAAGUUUGAUGGGUUGCUUGAUGAGGCUUUAUUGAAUUUGCAAGAUGAGUUUGAAGGGAUUUUGUUGCAGUUGAGGCAUCAUAAUAUUGGAGUGCAGGCGGAAGGCGACGGUGAUGAUGGUGGAGAGGUGGCGGAUGUGGCGGAGUUGGGGACUGAGAUGGAGGUUGAGGUUCUUAGACGGAUUUCGGAGACGCUUACUGCUAACGAUUGUUUGGAUAUAUGUAUCGACAUCUUUGUCAAGGUGAGGUAUAAGAGAGCAGCCAAAGCACUAAUGAAACUAAACCCGGAUUACCUAAGAACAUACAAACCCGAAGAGAUAGACGAGAUGGAAUGGGAAAGCUUAGAAACUUCCAUAAGCCUAUGGACCCAACACUUUGAGCUAGCGGUUCGAACCGUUUUCGUUUCAGAAAAGAACCUAUGCAACCAAGUCCUAGGAAACAUCAUGGAAGGCAUUGUCUGGCAAGAAUGCUUCGUUAAAAUCGCCGACAAGAUCAUGGCGGUAUUCUUCCGGUUCGGGGAAGGCGUUGCAAGAAGUAACAAAGAGCCACAAAAGCUCUUCAAACUAUUAGACAUGUUUAACUCUUUAGAAAAUAUAAAAACCGAAUUUUACGAUAUUUUCGAAGGGGAAGCUGGGGCGGAUAUAUGUACGCGGUUUAGAGAGCUAGAAAAGCUUCUUGUUCAUGCUUCAACCAAAGUGUAUUGGGAAUUUGGGCUCCAAAUUGAAGGUAGCCAAGAUGGCUUACCACCACCACAAGAUGGCUCGGUGCCAAAGUUAGUCCGGUACGCCAUUAACUACCUAAAGUACUUGACCACGGAUAACUACACCGAACCCAUGGCUCAUGUGCUUAGAACCGAACAAAUAUGGAAAGCGGGAGUUCUUUCCGCACCCGAAUCGGAUGAGAAUCUGUUAAAAGAUGCGGUUUUGAACGUAAUGGAAGCUUUAAAUAGAAAUAUAGAGUCAAAAAGGUCGGGUUACAAGGAUAAAGUUCUUUACCAUGUGUUUACUAUGAACACUUAUUGGUAUAUUUACAUGCGGACUAGGAAUACCGAGCUCGCGAAACUAUUGGGAGAGAGUUAUAUGAGGAAGAACUACAAAGUCGUGGCGGAAGAAGCGGCUUACUUGUACGAGAAGCAAGCGUGGGGUGGGUUGGUGAGAUUGCUUGACAAACAAGACAUCUCGGAAGGAGAUGAUGCACAGGAGAAGAUAGAGGCGUUUCUCAAGGGGUUUGAAGAGGCUGCUCAAAGGCAUACAAGUAAGUACAGUAUCCCGGAAGCCGAUUUACGGGGACAGAUUAAAGAGGCAACUGUUAAGCUUAUCGUGCCGGCGUAUUCUGAGUUUUUGGACGCGUAUUCGAGUGUUCUAGACGUGAAAGCGUACUCGUCUCCUGAAUCGAUUGAAGGGUUACUAGGUCAAAUUUUCUCGGGGAAUGAUCAGAAAUCGUCUCUAGGUUCAAGAAGACGGGAUCUUAAGGAUAGGUUGGAAGGGAGAACUUCGGUGUCAAGCGAUAUAGAACAGAUGGCGGGACGGGGUUCGGGUGAUCGGUUUCGGAGGAACAGAUCAAAUGCUAGUGAUGCAUAAAGAGUUUUAAUGGCUAAGUAGACACAUAAUUGUGUCACAUAUUGUAUUGGUGUAUGAUUUAUCAUAUGGUUUACUAAAAUUGUCCUUGUGUAGUAAUGAAAGAUUUUUAUAUGUUGGA
Molecule: messenger RNA, 2307 nt
Organism: Helianthus annuus (common sunflower)
Lineage: Eukaryota; Viridiplantae; Streptophyta; Magnoliopsida; Asterales; Asteraceae
Product: exocyst complex component EXO70I
Exons: 2
Coding region: 72-2189 (705 amino acids)
Biological process (GO): exocytosis
Cellular component (GO): exocyst
Molecular function (GO): phosphatidylinositol-4,5-bisphosphate binding
Source: RefSeq, a predicted model, not a curated record